UGUGAACGGGAUGGGCCCAUCUUCCUCUCGGAGCGCAGAGUGAGGCGUGUGAAUGCGCAGAAAAGUAAGAAAUGGCAGGCAGCUGCAGCAGCAGCAUCCACCGGCGAGACGCGAAGAAAAGCGACGCGAGGCCACGGGUCGCGUGGCAGAGCAAGCAAGCCAAUCGAGCAACGCGGAGAGAGCGAGGAACGCCCGCGGAGCCUGCUCUGCACCGCCGCGUUGGUGUCGAUAGGCGCGCGGCGGCGCCGGGGCGGGAGGGGGCGGCGGGGCGAUGGAGGCGGGCGGCGGGUUUAGGGACGAGAGGGUGCCGCAGUGGGGCGCGCAGGAGACGCGGGAGCUCAUCGCGGCGCGCGGGGAGCUGGAGCGGGAGGCCGCCGCGUCCACGGGCCGCAGCGCCAAGACGCUGUGGGAGGCGGUGGCGGACGCGCUCCGGGCGCGCGGGUACCGCCGCACCGCCGACCAGUGCAAGUGCAAGUGGAAGAACCUCGUCAACCGCUAUAAGGGGAAAGAAACAUCUGAUCCAGAAAACGGUAGACACUGCCCCUUCUUCGAAGAAUUACAUGCAGUCUUCACUGAACGUGCUAGAAACAUGCAACGCCAACUCCUUCAGUCUGAAUCAGGAGCUUCAGUUAAAAAGAAACUAAAGAGGCCUAGUGGUGACCGGUCACCUGGGGAGUCUGAUGACGAGGAAGAUGACGCUGAAGCAACCGAGGACGAGAAACCAAUUAGAACCAAAAAGUGGAAGGCUGGCGGUGAUAAGGGGCAGCAAUCGCAACGAACGAACUCAAGGGCGGUCAGCUCAAGCAUCCACGAUCUGUUGCAGGAAUUCCUGGUGCAGCAACAGCACAUGGAUAUGCAGUGGCACGAGACGAUGGAGCGGCGUGCGCAGGAGCGGCUCGUUUUCGAACAAGAAUGGAGGCAGUCGAUGCGGAGGCUUGAGCAGGAGCGGCUGGUGUUGGAGCAUGAGUGGAUACAGAGGGAGGAACAGCGGAGGAUGAGAGAAGAAGCAAGAGCUCAGAAAAGGGAUUCGCUCAUGACCGCCCUGUUGAACAAACUCUUGCAUGAAGAUCUGUAGAAGGCGCGUUGCGCUUCUUUGUCAGCGGAUAGAUAAUGUACUAGACACCAUUUUUUUUCUCACCGUGUUUCAUCGAUUCUUUUUAGCUCUUGCACAUGUUGUUGUCCAGAAGAAAUGAUUCUUGUAGCAUUGUAGGACUCUUUUCCGAUUUUUUUUAUUUCAGCCAAGUAAUCUUAAUUUAUCUAUUAGUCAUGUAAGUAUCAGACGUGAUAUAGGUGAUCUACUCAUCUGUGCGAUUUUCAGAGAUUUUAGAGUUUCAGGCUUUCA
Messenger RNA from Lolium perenne, 1342 nucleotides. RefSeq names its product trihelix transcription factor GT-3b. NCBI's taxonomy places the organism in Eukaryota, Viridiplantae, Streptophyta, Magnoliopsida, Poales, Poaceae. The record is from RefSeq and is a predicted model, not a curated record.